AUGUUGCCCCUGUUAGUGAUUUCUCUACUAAUUCUGGAAGCAUUCACUCCAUGCAGUGGCCAGGAAAGCCUCCAGGUUUCAAUUCAAAUGAAUGGCAUUAGAGGCACUGUUAGUUUUGUAAAAACUUUGGUGACUUUGACGGUGAAUGUCACACUCUCAGAAAAUUUGGGAACCGGACAAGUCACAAUGGAAGUGCGGCCAAUCUGGGUGAAUUAUGAUGUUGCUGAUAAAUGCAGUACCGCCCAGCUAGGAGUUGCCAUACCUGAGUUGUCGCAAAGUGUCCUCUUCGCAAACAACUCUGGUGCUUUUGUGUUUCAAUACAAAGAAAGUUUAGCUUCACUGGGAGGCUAUUCAAUAGUGCUGAUUGGUACCAGUAAAACAGUCUGCGCCAGCAUUGAGUCAGUCCAGAACCAUACCACAGCUUAUGCACAAUUCCAGGACUCUGUACAGGGAACUGUGUAUUUCCGACAAGCUAUCAAUAGCUCAUACACACGUAUUGUCAGUGAUCUGUUUUCAAACAACGGACCAUACACCAGCACUUGGUUCAUCUCUGAUUCUUAUAACAAUUGUUCCUUGGUGACUUCUUCAUCCCAGUUAAAUGUGUACAACCCAAACAAAGUUCCUCAGACUGGAUGUUCAAAUACUUCUCAAGACAUUUGUGCUGUAGGGCACUUAUCUGGUAAACUCGGAAAUGCUUCCAUUGGUCAAAACAAGAUGGAAAGCCGACUAGGCUACACUGACAGGAACCUUUAUUCUCUAGAUGCCUUAAAUGAAAAAUUAUUGAUUAUUUUAACCUCAAGUGGAAGUCAUGUUUGCUCUGUCAUCAGAGUUUUUGCACCACGGCAAGCAAUGGUUGAGUUCAGCCAUGAUGGGGUAACAGGAGCGGUCAAUUUCUUCCAGGCUAAUCCAUUUGAUCCAACAACCACACAUGUUCACCUGAGAGGUCUCAAUAAUAUGGCCAAGGGGUACCAUGUCCACAUGUGGCCUGUUCCAGUUAAAAUUGUAGAGGGUCAAGAUCUGUGUGGUCCAAAUAUCGUAAGUGGUCAUUUGAAUCCUUACAAUAAGACUGUCACUGAUCCUAGUUACCCUGCACCUGAUGCUAGCACAGAUGAUAUGUAUGAAGUUGGAGAUCUUAGUUCUAAAUAUGGGACCCUGGAAAAUCGUCAAGAAAUUAAUCUGACCUACACCGAUCUCAAUCUGCCAUUAUUUGGUCAUAACAGUAUUAUUGGACGCUCUUUAGUAAUUCAUCGAAAUGAUGCCACUGCUAGCAGAUGGUUGUGUUCCAAUAUUUGGCCAGUGAAAAGUGUAAUGGUUGCUGUUGCUGUGUUUAAAUAUCCUGUGAUUGGUGAAAUUAUAUUCACGCAAACAGAGGCUUACUCAGAGACAACAGUGUUUGCCCGACUGGACUAUAAUGAUGGAAGGUCUGCAACAAUGAGUCACAAGUGGGCAAUCAAAACAAAUAUGGUAGGACAUGACAUGCUGGUAGAAGAUGAAACUCGUUGCAAAUCAACAGGCAUCACUUAUGACCCCCGUAAUUUUGGUGCUCUAAUAGAAAUGUCUCAGUACAGUAACUACUGCAGUAAGAACUCGCCACUAGGAUGCAUGCUUGGUGACCUCUCUGGCAGACUGGGAUUUGUUAACAUCCGCAACGCUGCUGGGACAACAGAUACUUCAGCUAAGCAGUUUUUCAUCGAUGUGAAUCUACCCAUAUCUGGUCAGUUUUCAGUGGUUGGCAGAUCUGUUGCUAUUAUGAAUGACCAAGGGACAAGCAUACUAGCUUGUGCAAAUAUCCAAUAUUUAAAGCAGCCAAGGCUUACAGCCAUGUUUUCAAUGGAAGGGAUUGGAUCACAUAUAUUGUUUAUGCAGGAACCUGGCUUUGGUGUAUACAAAACAUCAGUGCAAAAUUCAUUAACUGGUCUUAAGGAUAACCACAGGCUGUUUAUCUACGAACUUCCACCAUCAGCUAGCAAUGGUCUAAUUUCAUGCUCUAACCUUGGAAGCAUCUUUAAUCCAUUGAACAUUACACAGAAUGCUUCCAUGCCAGCAACAGAUGAUAAAUAUAUGAUUGGGGAUUUGUCCAGUAAGGGAAUUAAUGCAUCGUGGAGCAGCUACAACCUGCCACUGACAGGACUGACUGGUAUCAAUGGAAGAUCUCUUGUUGUUGUCGACCAAAGCAGUCAGAAUAAAGUGCUAGCCUGUGCAAAAAUUGUUGCCGCUGUUGGGGCACCAUCACCUCCAUCUCAAAUUAUUGAAGCUGUAUCAACUUUUACCGGUAGUGUUAAUGGGACAGUGCAUUUGUUUCAGACAAUAUAUAAUGAUGGAACUAUGAGUGAUACCUCCAUUUUGGUAGAACUGAAUAACCAAAAUGGCCAAAAGAGCCUGCAUCAUAACUGGCAUACACAUCGAAAUCCCAUUGGAAGGGACGCUAAUGUUGAACAGUCCAGGUGUAUGAGUGCUGGGCCCCACUUUGAUCCUUACGUGACUAUGAAAAAUCAGAGCAACUAUGUCAUUGAAUGUAAACCUACAAAUCCUCUGCGAUGUGAGCUGGGAGACCAGUCUUCAAAACUUUCCACUUAUGAUAUUGGUGGUGGAGCUAAACUGUACAAUGAUGUUGAUUUGCCUCUGUAUGGCAACGAUUCUGUCCUAGGAAGAUCAAUGGUUUUUCAUGUACAAGAAAAAGGAACUGGCAGAUUGGCUUGUGCAGACAUUAUUCCUGUGACUGAUGUUUUUGUCACCGUCAAUGUUAAAAAUGGAAACAUAUCAGACAG
Candidula unifasciata is the source of this 2768-nucleotide messenger RNA. Lineage: Eukaryota; Metazoa; Mollusca; Gastropoda; Stylommatophora; Geomitridae. The record is from the annotation of a GenBank genome assembly.